AUGAAUGGCGUACGCUUCGAGAAAGAUUCGCACGACCAGACGAAGAGCAGUGGACAUGUGAAUGGCACGAACAAGGAGCUUCCGACGCAUCGCAAGGGUUCGCCUGCCACCAACGGCGCGCCGCGACCAUCGAUACACAGUCGCAAGGACUCGAAUCCUCUCGCUCCACCCUUCAUUGUCUCCGCGCCUGGGAAGACAAUCGUCUAUGGCGAGCACGCGGUCGUGCAUGGCAAAGCCGCCAUAGCUGCUGCCAUAAGCCUGCGUUCUUAUCUGCUCUGCACUACCCUCACGAAAUCUAGUCGGACUGUUUCGCUACAGUUCCCGGACAUAGGAUUGGAUCACACAUGGAGCAUACCCGAACUACCAUGGCAUGCUUUCCGACGAGAGGGCAAGAGAAGGAGGUACUACGAUCUUAUCACAAGCCUCGAUCAGGAGCUGGUAGACGCUAUGGAACCCUUCAUCGAAUGCGUAAGCACAGGACUCAAGGCACAAGUUCGGGAGAGACAUCAACAAGCCGCACGAGCCUUUCUCUACCUCUUCCUCAGCUUAGGCUCCGAGUCAAGUCCGCCCUGCGUCUACGCUCUCCGGUCCACCGUCCCGGUAGGUGUCGGUCUGGGCAGUAGCGGAAGCAUCUGCGUCUGCAUAUCCACCGCCCUCCUACUCCAGUGCCGAGCCCUAUCAGGACCUCACCCAGACCAAAUGAGUAACGAAGCCGACGAGCAGCUGGAACGCAUCAACCGCUGGGCAUUCGUCGGCGAGCUCUUGAUUCAUGGCAAUCCGAGUGGCGUCGAUAAUACUGUGGCGACGCAUGGACAUGCGGUUCUGUUCCAGCGGACGGAUUAUGCUAAGCCGCCACAAGUACAAGUCCUGAAAGACUUCCCCGAAUUGCCGCUGUUGCUUGUAGAUACUUGUCAAGCUAAAUCUACGGCGGCGGAAGUGGCGAAGGUCGGGCAUUUGAAGACGGCGCAUCCGGAGGUCACGGGAUGUAUCUUCAAUGCUAUCGACUCGAUCACGCGCUCUGCACAUGAUAUAGUCACCAGCGAAGACCCUGGCUCCGUCGAGAGCAUUACGCACCUGGGCGAGCUCAUGACGCUGAAUCACGGUCUCCUUACUAGCCUGGGGGUUUCCCAUCCUCGACUGGAACGCCUGAGAUACCUAGUCGACCAAUCGAAGGUUGGCUGGACGAAACUCACGGGUGCUGGUGGAGGUGGGUGUGCGAUCACUUUACUCAAGCCAGAUGCUACUACCUCACCGUCACAGACCAAUUAUGAUGGCAAUGGGCCAUCGAAUGGACAUAGCACAGCACUAGAACAACUGGAACAGCAACUCGAGGAAGAAGGUUUUGUGAAGUACGAGACCACGCUCGGAGGUGAUGGCGUUGGUGUGCUCUACCCAGCCGUCAUCAAUGGCGAAGAGAUUGACCAGGAUAUCUUUCUUGGCGUGGAAAGUAGAGAGGAAGUCGAGGAAUUGAGUAAAGAUAAGUAUCUGCUGGUCCUUCAUGCCGACGCUCUGCGUUUUCCCAUCAUCCUUUCGCCUCAGCUUGUCUUCCCCAGUCAUCUCCCUCUCAUCAUGGCAGCAGACAAGAAAUCAAACAUGUCCACCUCCAAGAAACCCUGGCGCAAGACGCCCUUGACUGAGUCGACCAAUCUCUCCAAGGCAGCAGGAUGCAGAAUUUUCCUCAAACACGAGCACCUCCAGCCCUCCGGCUCCUUCAAAUCCCGCGGCGUGGGAAACCAUCUCCUCUGUGCCCUCCGCCGCGCCUCCCACCCUGACCGCGUGCACUUCUUCUGCUCCAGCGGAGGGAACGCUGGUUUAGCAUGUGUCCAUGCCGCCAACACUCUUGGACGACCAGCAACGGUAGUAGUCCCGUUGAGCACGAAGGCCAUGAUGGUUGCGAAGAUCAAGGCGGCGGGCGCGAGGGAGGUGGUGCAGUAUGGUGCAACGUGGAAGGAAGCAGAUGGGUAUCUGAGGGAUGUGGUUCUUAGGUCUGCCGAGGAGCGAGGGGAGGAGGGAGUCUACGUUCCUCCAUUUGAUCAUGAAGACGUUUGGGCGGGCAAUGAGAGUUUGAUCGAGGAGGUCGGAGAGCAGCUGGCGGAGUUGGGCGAGGGCGAACCCGCCAUAUUGAUCUGCAGUGUAGGUGGGGGUGGACUGUUCAAUGGAGUUGUGCAGGGAAUUGAGAAGAUGGGUUGGGACAGGACGACUGUUUUGGCUCUCGAGACUCGGGGUGCACAUUCUCUUCACGAAUCGCUGGAGCAAGGAGAACUGGUUACACUUCCAGGUAUCACAUCACAGGCGACGAGUCUAGGAGCAACGAGGGUCAGUGAGAGGACUUUCGAGCUGGCGGGCAAACACUCUGCUACUGGACAGGUGAAGAGUGUCGUCCUGACCGAUGCAGAAGCGGCGAUGGGCUGCUGGCGAUAUGCAGACGAUGAGCGCACUCUGGUAGAACUUGCUUGCGGAGUCAACCUUGCUCUAUGCUAUGGUGGCAGAUUGGAGAGAGCACUAGGGCGACCUGUGAAGAAGACCGACAAGGUCGUGAUUGUGGUCUGUGGAGGGCAGAAUGUGACCACCAGCAUGGUCGAGAGCUGGAAACAGGAAUUUGGUGAUCUUGAUCAGAAGGCUGGAAUCAAUGGACACAAGACGAACGACGUGCCAAGUGUAGUGACUGCGCCGAAUGGUGCUUAG
Messenger RNA from Recurvomyces mirabilis, 2685 nucleotides. It is a transcript of the gene ERG12, whose product is annotated as Mevalonate kinase. Gene Ontology annotation, molecular function: ATP binding; mevalonate kinase activity; pyridoxal phosphate binding. Gene Ontology annotation, biological process: amino acid metabolic process; isopentenyl diphosphate biosynthetic process, mevalonate pathway; ergosterol biosynthetic process. Gene Ontology annotation, cellular component: cytosol; cytoplasm. The transcript is spliced from 3 exons. Lineage: Eukaryota; Fungi; Ascomycota; Dothideomycetes; Mycosphaerellales; Teratosphaeriaceae. The record is from RefSeq and is a predicted model, not a curated record. The coding region runs from base 1 to 2685 and encodes 894 amino acids.